Messenger RNA from Glycine soja, 1413 nucleotides. RefSeq names its product transcription factor E2FC-like. NCBI's taxonomy places the organism in Eukaryota, Viridiplantae, Streptophyta, Magnoliopsida, Fabales, Fabaceae. Gene Ontology annotation, cellular component: RNA polymerase II transcription regulator complex. The coding region runs from base 112 to 1131 and encodes 339 amino acids. Gene Ontology annotation, molecular function: DNA-binding transcription factor activity, RNA polymerase II-specific; RNA polymerase II cis-regulatory region sequence-specific DNA binding; protein dimerization activity. The record is from RefSeq and is a predicted model, not a curated record. The transcript is spliced from 14 exons. Gene Ontology annotation, biological process: regulation of transcription by RNA polymerase II.
ACUUCUCUUUUCUCUUUCCUAUUGCUAUAUAUAACAGUCUUACUGUUUCACACACAAACCCUCUCUCUCGUAUCUUCCAUCUCACUUCAAAUUCAUUCUCCCUUUCCUAAUAUGAGUCAAAGAUAUGACAACAAUGUUUUCAAAUCUCACAUAAAUAAUAUCCAACUUGCUCCUGGUAUCACCGAAACACUUCAUCUUCCUCCCCCACUUCAAACCGAGCCUACCAUAAGAGGAAAGCAAAAUGGUAAAUCAAAAGGUCCAAGAAAUGCAAAAUCUGCGAAUGCCGAUUCCCCUAAUUCGACUGCAGUUAACAAUUGUCGCUAUGACAGUUCCUUAGGACUGUUAACCAAGAAAUUUGUGAGCUUAAUCCAGGAUGCUAAGGAUGGAACGCUGGAUCUAAAUAGAACCGCCGAGAUCUUGGAGGUUCAGAAAAGGAGAAUUUAUGACAUUACAAAUGUUCUUGAAGGGGUAGGAUUGAUAGAGAAAACAUCAAAGAAUCAUAUACAGUGGAAGGGAUGUGAUGGACUUGGGCCUCAAGAACUGGAAGACCAAGUUAAUAGUCUAAAGGCAGAAGUUGAUAGUCUAUAUGCCGAGGAAUCCGAACUUGAUGAUUGUAUAAGGAAAAAGCAGGAGCUUCUAAGAAACCUGGAGGAAAGCGAAAGCUCUCAAAAGUACCUUUUUUUAACCAAGGAAGAUAUUCUUAGCCUUCCCUGCUUCCAGAAUCAAGAAAUUAUUGCAAUCAAGGCUCCAAAAGCUAGUUGCAUCGAGGUCCCUGAUCCUGAUGAGGAAUUAGGUUUUCGGCAAAGGCAGUACAAAAUGAUUGUUCGAAGUGCCAUUGGACCAAUAAAUUUGUAUCUCUUGAGCAAGGACGACAGCAAGUUUGAGGAUGAUAGUGCCAAACGGAUGAAAUUAAUGGAUCCAUCAUGGAAUAGUGAUCCCAUCAGAAAGAGGGGUGUGGGAUUAUUAGAAAGCCAACAUGAUGAAAAAAAUCCUUCUGAGCAUUUCAGUUUGCAGGGUUCACAAGCAUUUGGAAUUCAAGAAAUUACUCCCACGGAUUUUGAAAUGGAAGAUGACUAUUGGUUUCAAUCAGAUCCUGGAGUGAGCCAAACAGAAUUGUGGGGAAAUGAGUAGUUGGUUCAGAUAGAUGUGCUUCAAGACGAUUAAUCCAAUAAGAAGUGUGGGAUUUGCUUGAACACAAGCUUCACUAACAGAUACGAUUAAUAAGAGAUAGACUUUUAAUUGUUCCAGACGGCACACAGGGUACAUUUCAAACUGUAAAUUUUAGCUCUUUUUUUUGGCUCUUUUCUAUCAGCAGUUGCCUUAACUAGGAUAAUUGUGUCCUAGUUCUACAAUGUAACUUAUGAAUGAAUAAGAUUGAGAUAUAACUUCUAAAAUAGAAUUGUUUCAAACCUA